Molecule: messenger RNA, 2110 nt
Organism: Harpegnathos saltator (Jerdon's jumping ant)
Lineage: Eukaryota; Metazoa; Arthropoda; Insecta; Hymenoptera; Formicidae
Gene: Naam
Product: Nicotinamide amidase
Exons: 9
Coding region: 400-1986 (528 amino acids)
Molecular function (GO): RNA binding; calcium ion binding
Source: RefSeq, a predicted model, not a curated record
UUACUGUUAGAGCCUUACAUUCAGACCAAUAACGUUGACAAAUUAUUCAACAAUUGCUUAACCGUUCAGUGUCAUGAAUGCACCCAAUUCUUACAUUUUGAAAAAUCAGUAGCGGAGGGAUAGAUACAUAAUGCAAGUCACUCAAAUGGGAAUGCGUCUUUUGCAAGGUCUUAAACAGCUAAUGUAGAUGAGCCUUUACACCGAGAAAGUGGCGUUGGAGCAGUACCCAGCUUGCUUAGAACCAUCUAUUGAAUUGAAUUGAAGUAAUGAAGGUAUCCAGACUCGACUCUACACACCCGGAGAGGAGAUUUCUAAUCAACUGGAUUUUUUGAGAGGUCAUGGAACUUAUGUCGAUGAGGACAAUACAUUGCGCGCUGCAGUUGGUGGAGUGUUAGAGAAAUGGGACGAAUAACGGAAGUGCAACAAAAACGUUGGAAGGUUGAUACAAAUUCAAAGCUUGAUUCUGUAUUGCUAUUAUCCAGUGUUAACCUUCCAGGUGGUGAAUUGAGGAGAAGAUCAGCUGAAGAUGAACAAACAAUGCGAAGAUAUUUGCAAGAAGGAGAUUUGGUUUGUGCAGAAGUACAGUCAAUCUUCGCUGAUAGUUCACUCUCGCUGCACACACGUGUACUGAAAUAUGGCAAACUGUCUCAGGGUAUAAUGCUGAAAGUACCACCAAUGUUGAUACAGCGCAAGAAAACACAUUUUCAUUAUCUAGAAAAUAGUACUAGUUUAAUACUUGGUAACAAUGGUUAUGUAUGGAUUGGUGCAAAUGCUCAAAAUGCUGACAGGUCAGAAGGUGGUUUUACAGAAGAUUUAUCACAUAUUCCACAAGAAAAUCGUGAGGUAUGCACACGAUUGCGCAACUGCAUAUUAAUUCUAGCACAGUGCAACAUGCUAUUGUCUGAUACAUCAGUGACAUAUGCUUAUGAAGAAUCAAUGAAAUAUACACUCCUGGAAACGCGUCAUAGUCGACAGAGUGACGGAGACAUGGACGCAUGUUUUAACGCCUUCGAUAAAGACGGCGACGGAUUUCUGUCGAUCUCAGAGUUCCAACUUAUCUGCCGCGCUUUAUUUCGUAACGACCGCGGCAAAAUCUAUGGGCUCGAGGAGGAGCAAUUGCGGGAAGUAUAUUCAAUUUUUGAUCUCAAAGGCGAUGGCAUGAUCGAUAGGGAAGAAUUCGAGGUAUGUUGGAAUCGAUGGAUCAAAACGUGCACUCGACCCAAAAGUGCCUUUUUAAUCGUCGAUGUGCAAAACGAUUUCAUAACAGGUUCUCUGAACAUAAAGCAAUGUGCUGCGCAACACGACGGUUCCGAAGUAAUUGAACCAAUUAAUCGACUGCUAGAAACCGUGCCGUUUGAUGUUGUAUUUUAUUCUUUGGAUUGGCAUCCUGUGGAUCAUGUAUCUUUUAUCGAUAAUUUACAUCUUAGAGAAGUAGACGUUAGUAGCGGUAUUUCGAAAGAAGCGGCGCGGGUAUACGAUACUGUGACAUUCCGCGGGCCGCCGUUGCUAAAGCAACGCUUAUGGCCGCGUCACUGUGUACAGGACUCGUGGGGUGCAGAGCUACACAAAGAUUUAAAAAUUGUCGAAGAUGCGAUUAAAAUUUACAAGGGUACGAAUCCAGAAGUGGACUCGUAUUCUGUGUUCUGGGAUAACAAGAAACUGACAGAGACAACAUUGUCGUCGCAAUUGCAGCAGAAGGGUGCUACCGAUAUCUACAUUUGCGGUUUAGCAUACGACGUAUGCGUAGGAGCGACUGCCGUGGAUGCGCUCACCAGCGGUUAUCGCACGAUAUUAAUUGACGACUGUAGUCGCGGUGUAGAUCUCGUUGACAUCGAAAAGACCAAGGCCACUGUGAUAGCUAGUAACGGCGUGAUAGUUAAUUCCAGCCAGGUGAAGGCGAUGGUAGAGGGAAAAGAUCGCCGACCGGAGCUGGGCUACAAGCUCGCGUUAGAAAUCAAGCAUAAAUUGAACCUCGAUGAAGAAUAAUGUAGUAGUUUUCUCAGUAGUCUAUAUUUAGACGCUUUUCUUCGAAAUAUAUUAACAUAAAGAGACUCAAGAAUCCCACAUUAAAGGAUUCCUUAUAAGCUUAAAAUAACGAUUUUUAUUAAUU